AUGACUAAUCUCUCAGUAUGUGUGAAUGUAACACAGGGUAAGGGAACAGGGAGCUUUGGUAAGAGGAGGAACAAGACUCACACCCUCUGUGUGAGGUGCGGCCGCCGGAGCUUUCACCUCCAGAAGAGUCGCUGCUCCGCCUGCGCUUUCCCCGCUGCACGCAAGAGGAAAUAUAACUGGAGCGUGAAGGCCAUCCGCAGAAAGACCACCGGCACCGGCAGGAUGAGGUACCUCCGCCACGUGCCUCGCCGAUUCAAGAGCGGCUUCAGAGAAGGUACUGAAGCUGCACCAAGGAAGAAGGGAGCAGCUGCAUCUGCAUAAGCCUUUUGGAUUAGAAGAUCGUUGUUUGGUGGUUACCGAAUUAGAGUGGUAGAUUGUUAUUUUUGUGUUCUUGACGCAAGGCUUUUGGAACAUUUGUUUAUUUUGAUAGCCUCAUUGCUUCUGUCACUUUUGGUCUUGUUUACUUUAAUUUUGUAGUUGCUAUUAAAUUUCAACGAGAUGAUUAUCAGACUUUUUGGAUAUUCAGUUUGAUUGUAUGACAAUUAUAGUUUUGGUUUCGAA
This is a messenger RNA of Arachis duranensis, 561 nucleotides long. RefSeq names its product 60S ribosomal protein L37-3. Gene Ontology annotation, cellular component: cytosolic large ribosomal subunit; ribosome. Gene Ontology annotation, biological process: translation. The record is from RefSeq and is a predicted model, not a curated record. Lineage: Eukaryota; Viridiplantae; Streptophyta; Magnoliopsida; Fabales; Fabaceae. The transcript has 4 exons. Gene Ontology annotation, molecular function: structural constituent of ribosome; RNA binding. Bases 1 to 321 code for a protein of 106 amino acids.